AUGAUGUUUGCUCGACGUCUCCAGCAGCUUCGGACGCUUGAUUCAGAAGAUUGGAGCAAUCUCGGUACCGAACUUCGCAAUAUAUCGAGGGAAAACGGACUGGAUGGUGAUAUGCCGGACACCAAGCUACUGAAAGAUUUAGGUUAUGGCUCAUUAGUCAUGGCUAUACGCAAGAAACACGGAGGCGUCGUGGAAGUGGCCGCGAAAAUGGGUACUCCCAAGGUCGAACAGGUCGUCGACGUGCACAAGAAAGUGAGUGCGCGAGCUAAGCGUCGCCAGAAGCGACAGGAGCGACUCAACAAACACGACUUUUACUGA
Messenger RNA from Phytophthora infestans T30-4, 318 nucleotides. RefSeq lists its product as uncharacterized. NCBI's taxonomy places the organism in Eukaryota, Oomycota, Peronosporomycetes, Peronosporales, Peronosporaceae. The record is from RefSeq and is a predicted model, not a curated record. The transcript has 3 exons. Bases 1 to 318 code for a protein of 105 amino acids.